CAGGACACACGGAGAUCAACUGACGUCACAUUUCUUAUUUAGAUCUAGAUUCUAGAUUUAGAUUUUGUUAUAAACAAAAUGGCGGAAGCUACUCUGGAAAGGCAACCUAAUACUUUCUUUUGUCAUCAGUGUAUGAGAGUAGUAGUUAUAAAUAUUCCGGCAUAUACUUGUUCAAGGUGCAACAGUGGUUUUAUUGAAGAACUUGAAAGACCUCAGCCCUCUUCCUCACCUAGUGUACAUACUUCUGAUACUGCAGCACAAAUUUCUCAAGUUUUUCCAAUUUUUGCAAAUGUAGGUACUUCUAGACAUAGACUAAAUACUCCCUCUGUUACUCGCAUUAAUGAGGAUUUUGAUGUUGAUUUGAGUGAUGAAGAUGAAAUCAGAAGUGUUGGACCUAAUGCUGUGUUUCAUUUUACAGAACCCUCACCAAAUUUACAUGGCAUUAUCAACUAUGUGAUUCAGCGUCUUGGCACUGAUUUAGCUGGUGGUGGAGGACGUAAUCCAAUAAUUUUGCAUGGGAAUCCUGGUGACUAUGCCUGGGGAGCUGGUGGAUUAGAUGCAAUCAUAUCUCAGUUGUUAAAUCAUUUGGAAGGCACAGGUGCACCACCAGCACAGAGGGAGAAAAUUGAAAAUCUUGAGCGAGUUCGUAUAAAUCAAACACAUAUAGAAAACACUCUUCAGUGUUCUAUUUGUAUGGAUGAUUUUGAGCUUGAUCUAGAAGUGAGAAAACUUCCUUGUGAUCAUUUGUACCAUCCUGAAUGUAUUAUUAAAUGGUUAGAAAUGCAUGGGACAUGUCCAGUGUGUAGAAAAGACUUGAAUGGCAUUGAUAGAACAAGAAAUGAGGAUGCUUUGGACUCCCAGUUAUUUUCUGCUUCAUUGGAUGGAGCAUCAUCUUCUUAAAAAUGCUUCCAAGCUCCUGAUGUGUAUAACAAUUGGCAGAGAUACAUUUGACUUGAAUACAGUAGAUAAGGUUUUAAUAUUUUAUUUUUUUUGGUUGUAUCAGUUUACUCACUUCUUGAAAAGUUUCAAAUGGGCAAGGAGGGAGAAGUCUCUACAGACCAAGUUUGAAUAUCUGAUCUCUACAACUGUCCAUCUUUUUUUUUUACUCCAUAAAUUUUUGUUUAAGUUUUAGGUGCUUUGUUUCUGGUGUAUAAUUUGAUCUUUAUUGCUGUAGUACACUAAAUCUGUUUGCUCCAUUGUUCACAUCAAACAAAUGCCUGGACUUGUACAGUCUGGUGAAAAUGUUCAGUUUGUGGAUAUAGUCAUGUUAUCUAUUGGUUAUAUAGUCAACUCCAUUAAUUUGAUGCUGCUGUCUUUAUACACAUAUAGUCUACCUGUGUCAUUGCUAUUGCUAAUGUUCAUUCAAGAAGUCUGUCAAUGAAGUAUUAUAAGAAACUUGUUCAAAAUAAAUAUUCAAUAAGUAUGGAGCUUCUGUCAUUCUUGUGCUCUCUAAUUACAAGACACAAGCCUCCAGGUCAGUUUGUAGGGAAAUGGAUUGAACAUAAAAUACUAACUGUUUAUUUCCAUGUACAAAAUACAAAUACAACCAUGUCAUGUAUCAGAUUGCUAUGGCAAUGGGUGAAGUUGUCAUGUCAAAGUCAUUGUGAUAGCUGUUAAAAAAUUAUUCUGUGCAAAUAAACCAAUAACACAAUUUUUUAACACUAAUUGAAAAGUUUUCUUUCAAAAGUUCUCUUCCAAUUGAUUUCAAAUACAGAAAUAAAUAAGUGUUGAAACUGCUAA
Biomphalaria glabrata is the source of this 1740-nucleotide messenger RNA. RefSeq names its product E3 ubiquitin-protein ligase RNF126-like. The coding region runs from base 79 to 900 and encodes 273 amino acids. The record is from RefSeq and is a predicted model, not a curated record. NCBI's taxonomy places the organism in Eukaryota, Metazoa, Mollusca, Gastropoda, Planorbidae. Gene Ontology annotation, molecular function: ubiquitin protein ligase activity. The transcript is spliced from 9 exons.